This is a messenger RNA of Aphanomyces invadans, 1327 nucleotides long. RefSeq lists its product as hypothetical. Gene Ontology annotation, molecular function: cysteine-type endopeptidase activity. Bases 102 to 1175 code for a protein of 357 amino acids. Lineage: Eukaryota; Oomycota; Saprolegniomycetes; Saprolegniales; Verrucalvaceae. The record is from RefSeq and is a predicted model, not a curated record. The transcript has a single exon. Gene Ontology annotation, cellular component: lysosome.
CCGACGAACGCGCGACGCUGCGCGCGGAGUUGGCCAAGUGGCGCGAGGACUUUGGAGCCAAGGCCGCCGCCCGAGGUGUGCUGCCCCGCGCUGCCAAGCACAUGAACCCGUUGGAGGCGGAAACGGACGCGCUCCAGCGCUUCUACGACAACAAGCUCGCGAUUGAGGAAGCCCGCCGCAACAACCCCGAAGCCACGUUCGACUACAACCACCCGUUCGCUCUCAUGACGCAAGCCGAGUUCAAGGCGCACGUGCGAGGCGUGAUGUUCAAGGAAAGCCGCAGCGCGUUCCGCUCGGUCCGGUCGGUGCAGCUGAACGUGUCCGCUCCCAAGGCGGAAUCGGUGGACUGGACCACGGGCGACUGUGUCAACCCCGUUCGCGACCAAGGCCAGUGCGGGUCGUGCUGGGCCUUCUCCGCCGUGGGAGCCGCCGAGCCCGCGCACUGCAUCGUGACGGGAGAACUGCUCGACUUGUCCGAGCAACAAGUGACGAGCUGCUCGACCGACGCUGGCAGCGACGGCUGCAACGGCGGCUGGCCGUACGCGGCGCUCACGUACGCGUCCACGACUGGGCUGUGCUUGGAGAGUGACUACCCCUACACGUCGGGCGACUCGAGCAUGACCGGCUCGUGCGACAGCAGCUCGUGCACCGUGCAGCAGCUCAGCAUUGGCGAGACCGUCCGCGUGUCGGGCGAGGAGGCGUUGGACACGGCGCUCAACACGCAGCCCGUGUCGGUGAUUGUCGAAGCGGGCAACUCUGUGUGGAUGAACUACCGCUCGGGCAUCAUCACGCAAUGCCCUGGCGCGGAAUCGGACCACGCCGUCGUGGCCGUGGGGUACGACGAUUCGUCCUACAAGCUCCGCAACUCGUGGAGCACCAGCUGGGGCGAAGACGGGUACAUCCGCAUCAAGCGCGGCGAGAGCGGCCUCGGCAUGUGCAACGUCGCCGAGGACGUCGUGUUCCCCCAGAUUGGCGACGGCCCCACGCCGACCGUGUCGCCGUCUCCGACCAAGCCCACGACCAGUCCCUCGCCCACGUCUGCCCAGCCUGACGUGUGUGAAAACUGCAGCGGAUGCUACUACCCGGCCGGGGACAUGUGUUUGCCGGAUGAGUACACCAAGGAGGACUGCGACUACUACAGCGACGAGUUCGGCGCGGUGUGGUGCGGCCCUUAAUCUCGCGUUCGCCGCUAGUGUAUCUUUGUAAGAGUAAUUUGUGAUUAUUUUGUGAGCUUGUUUCGAUCGGCCAAUUCGAAAUGUUCUGUCGGAGCGAGCAUGCGUGGCGGUUGAAUUGCACGCUACUUCCGGGGUCGAUGAAAUCAGUGUGU